UGAUACGGCUCUGUCACAACUACCUUGAAACAUAUUUAACACAAUGAUUCUUCUAUAAUAAUAAUAAACGGCAUAAAAAUACUAAACAGAUAUUCAAUUCCUAUCUCGACUUGAUACGAGUACACACUGGCUUAUCAAUAAUAAUCUGCAAGUCUGCCAUGUGAAGUGUUUGAUCAAAAUGUUGGUCAGAAUAUCUUCGAUAAUUCUUUUACCUUGACACUACUUCUCACUCUUAUUGAGACUUACAGAUAGUGUAAACCAAAACAAUGAUUAUCGUCGCCUUGAUUGUUAUUAUACUAACCUAUAUCGUGUGCUAUAAUUACAAAUUGUUGACUUAUUGGAAGAGAAAAGGUGUCAAGUAUGUACCGCCUCUGCCUUUUGUCGGAAACAGUUUACCAGUGUUGUCAGGAAAUAAGAAUUUGAAUGAGUUUGUUAUUGAUUUGUAUCGAUGGUAUCCUGAGGAAAGGUAA
Messenger RNA from Acanthoscelides obtectus, 470 nucleotides. Lineage: Eukaryota; Metazoa; Arthropoda; Insecta; Coleoptera; Chrysomelidae. The record is from the annotation of a GenBank genome assembly.